This is a messenger RNA of Cucurbita maxima (winter squash), 1502 nucleotides long. RefSeq names its product delta(12)-fatty-acid desaturase FAD2-like. Bases 178 to 1329 code for a protein of 383 amino acids. The record is from RefSeq and is a predicted model, not a curated record. The transcript is spliced from 2 exons. Gene Ontology annotation, molecular function: oxidoreductase activity, acting on paired donors, with oxidation of a pair of donors resulting in the reduction of molecular oxygen to two molecules of water. Gene Ontology annotation, biological process: lipid metabolic process. NCBI's taxonomy places the organism in Eukaryota, Viridiplantae, Streptophyta, Magnoliopsida, Cucurbitales, Cucurbitaceae.
AAUUUUGUUUAUGCAAAAAUCUUAUAAAUAUAUAUAUUUUUUAAUUGGAGUAGAAAGGAACAUUAAGGCUUCGUUGCCGGCGAGCUGAAGGCGGCGAAAGCGGAGAGUGCGGAGCUCUCUCAAGCUCUGCUCCUUUUCUUCUCUUUCAGCUUGUUCCAAGACAAUAUCCUAGAAAAAAUGGGUGCUGGAGGUCGAAUGUCCUCUCCUUCAUCCCUCAAGAAGGAAGAUUCUGACCACUUGAAGCGAGUUCCAUCCACAAAACCAUCAUUCACCCUUGGUGAGCUCAAAAAAGCCAUUCCCCCACAUUGCUUUCAGCGUUCUGUUCUCCGCUCAUUCUCUUAUGUCGUUUAUGAUCUUACCUUAGCUUCGAUCUUCUUUUACAUUGCAACCACUUACUUCCAAAACCUCUCUAGCCUCUUGUUUUAUCCCGCCUGGGCUUUAUACUGGGUUGCCCAAGGCUGCGUCCUGACUGGCGUAUGGGUCAUUGCCCACGAGUGUGGCCACCACGCUUUCAGUGAUUACCAGUGGCUCGAUGACACUGUUGGCCUUAUCCUACACUCUGCCCUCCUGGUCCCUUACUUCUCUUGGAAGUACAGCCACCGCAGACACCAUUCCAACACCGGUUCUCUUGAGCGAGAUGAAGUCUUUGUCCCUAAACAGAAAUCCGCUAUCAAAUGGUACUCCACAUACCUCAACAACCCGCUUGGCCGUGUCUUCACACUCACUAUCCAAGUCGUCCUAGGCUGGCCUCUCUACUUGGCCUUCAAUGUCUCCGGCCGACCCUACAACCGUUUGGCCUGCCACUACGACCCAUACAGCCCCAUCUACUCCAACCGGGAGCGGUUGCAGAUAUUCAUCUCUGAUGCUGGGCUGCUGGCCAUCACCUACGGACUCUACCGCCUUGUUCUGGCCAAAGGCCUCACCUGGGUGGUCUGUGUUUACGGAGUGCCAUUGCUGAUAGUAAACGGGUUCCUUGUCCUAAUCACAUUCCUCCAACACACUCACCCGGCAUUGCCGCAUUACGAUUCCUCAGAAUGGGACUGGCUGAGAGGCGCUUUGGCGACAGUAGACAGAGACUAUGGCCUCUUGAACAAGGUAUUCCACAACAUCACUGACACUCAUGUGACCCAUCAUUUGGUCUCCACAAUGCCACAUUACCACGCGAUGGAAGCAACCAAGGCAAUUAAGCCAAUUUUGGGUCAGUACUAUCACUUCGAUGGAACUCCAGUUGUUAAAGCAAUGUGGAGAGAGGCGAAAGAGUGCAUUUACGUGGAACCUGAUGAAGAUGAGAAGAAUAGAGGCGUUUUCUGGUAUAGGAACAAGUUGUAAUCUGUUUCCGGAAGACUUUUCAGCCCUUUUCUCUAUCCUGCUUCUGCUACUCCAGAAAGAACUCCUUGUGUGCAGUAACUUUUAAAAAGCCACCCCUUGCGUUAGGUCGGUCAAGUUUUCUUGUUUGGUUUGCUUUGUAAUGUGAGUUAAUAUAAUGAAAUAAGUUAUGGGAA